AUGACCAGCCAGUCUCAGGGAAUCCAGCAGCUUCUGCAGGCAGAAAAACGUGCUAAGGACAAACUGGAGGAAGCCAAAAAAAAGUACAAUAGGAAAGGGAAAGAGGCCAGGGAAGAAGCCAUAGCCGAGAUAGACCACUACCGGUUACAGAGGGAGAAGGAAUUUAGGAACAAGCAAACAAACGUAAUGGGCUCCCAAGGUAACCUCUCUGCUAAAAUAGAAGAGCAAACAACAGAAACCGUUCGAAACCUCACUAGCAGCUACCACAAGAACAUGGAGAGCAUGAUGAAAAAGCUUUUGAGCACAAUAUGCGACAUCAACCCUGAAGUUCACCCAAACUUCAGACAUGCAGUUUAA
This is a messenger RNA of Balearica regulorum gibbericeps (East African grey crowned-crane), 357 nucleotides long. The record is from RefSeq and is a predicted model, not a curated record. Lineage: Eukaryota; Metazoa; Chordata; Aves; Gruiformes; Gruidae.